AUCCAUUCUAAAAGAUUAAAAGCUUCCCAAUCUCCUCCGUCGAAUCUUUUUCGAAUCACAGCUGCUUUAAUUCAAGAUUUGGCGAAAAGGAAACCAGUUUUCCAUAAUAGAUAGAGGCCGAGGUGCUUAGACGUCCUCAGAACCUGAAGAAAUGGAGCCUUCUUCAGCCCCGUUGAACUAUAUUGUUCGAGGGCCAGAAGGCGUAUCCCUUCUUGUUGGCCCGCCUUUCAAAGACGGAGAGCCAGCCGUAAAACUUGAAAAGGUGACAUGCACUUCUGCAAAGUUUAGUGAUGAUGGGAGUAAACUUCUAGUUAUCACAGAAAGCAGUGUCGUCGUCUAUGAUUGUGACGGAGCCACUCAGAUUUGUUCUAUUGGGGUUCCUGGUAUCAUUGCUGUAGCCUUUUCUCCUCAAGGGAAGCUUUUGCAGACAUUCCGUCGACCAUCUAACAACCAGGACAAGAAUCUUGUAUUAUGGGAUGUUCAAUCUGGAGCUGCCGUCUAUCAAUUGUAUCAAAAAAAUAUAUCGAAAACUACUUGGCCUUCUUUCCAAUUCAGUGAAGAUGAUGCAAUUGCCUGUCGAAUGGCAACCAAUGAGAUACAUAUUUUUGAUACACAAAACUUUGCCAGAGGAAUUGUAAAUAAGUUACGUCUUCCUGGAUUAGCUGGGUUGCAACUUGCUACAUCUCCUCCAACAUAUCUAGCUGCAUAUGUUUCUGAAUCAAAGGGAAUACCAGCUAGUGUUCGGAUAUUUGAACGAGAGAAACUUGACCAGGCACAGCCUGUGGCUCGGCGGAGCUUUUUCAAAUGUUCUACAGCACAAUUAAUUUGGAACCAUGGAUCAACUGGACUUUUGGUUUUAGCACACUCUGAUGUUGACAAAAGCAACCAAAGUUACUAUGGGGAAUCCAGAUUGCAUUACUUGACAACCGAUGGGAGUCAUGAAGGGAUGGUGCCUCUUCGCAAGGAGGGACCUGUCCAUGAUGUCCAGUGGUCUCCUUCGGGAUCUGAAUUUGCUGUGGUGUACGGAUUUAUGCCGGCGAGCGCAACAUUAUUUGACAAGAAGUGCAAUCCUCUGUUGGAUUUUGGCACGGGUCCUUAUAAUACACUUAGAUGGAAUCCUCAUGGAAGACUUUUAUGUAUAGCAGGUUUCGGUAAUUUGCCUGGUGACAUGGCCUUUUGGGAUUGUUCUGCCAAAAAGUUGCUGGGGAGUACAAGGGCUGAAUGGUCAGUAACUAGUGAAUGGUCUCCUGAUGGAAAAUAUUUUAUGACAGCGACAACAGCUCCACGGUUACAGAUAGAUAAUGGGAUCAAAAUUUUCUCUUAUAAUGGAUCCCUAUAUUAUAAGAAGAUGUUUGAUAAACUAUACCAGGCAGAUUGGAGACCAGCAGAAGCUAGUUUGUAUGGAGAUCUUCCAGAGUUAGUUGAACAAGUGAAGGAAAGUCUGACAAUUGACAAAAGCAUUGCAGAAUCCAAGACUUCGAAUCCACAGCCAAACUUGUCUGCCAAUCUUGGAAAACCUGCAGCUUCAAGUAAAGCUGCAGCUCCAGUGAAACCUGCAGCCCCAGCAAAACCUGCAGCAUAUCGGCCACCACACACAAAGAAUGCUGCUGCUAUAAAUGCUCAGCUCUUUGGCGAGGAGAAAUCUUCCGAAGAGAUGAGUAAGAGUGCUCUUAAAAACAAGAAGAAAAGAGAGAAGCAGAAAGAGAAAAAAGCAUUAGAAGCUGCCCCAGGGAAUAAUAGUUAAAUCUGUCUACUUUGGGUUGGAGUCUAGGCGAAAGGAUUGUUGUAAAUUUGUUUAUCUGUCAAUAGCUGCAACAUCUAGUCGCAAGGGUAUUAUUUAUGCAAUUUUUCUGCUGGGAUUUUCAGAAUCUUUUGGAUAUGAAGGCCCAACAUAUGUUGCCAUCAAUCGUUGGAAAACAAGAAUGCUUGCAUGCCAAUGGGAAAUUUUGUUUUUGGUUUCAGAGUUGAGGUAUUUAUAAGAAAGCAAGUUCACAGAAAAUAAUUCCAGAGAGAACUGACACUAUAAAAGUAGUUCAACGUGUGAAUGGCAACUCUCAUAAGUUCAAGGGCUCUUAUUCACUUUUUAUCUAAGUACGCUUUCUUUCCCUGAAAAAUAUCUGUUAAAUUGUGCCACGUUUAGUUUGCCAGCUAUGAAAUAUGACCUGACAUUGAAUUUGUUUGAAGUAUUUGAGAAUAGUGUUAAUGUGGGUGGCUAGUCCGUCAUUUGUUUGCUA
Molecule: messenger RNA, 2234 nt
Organism: Cryptomeria japonica (Japanese cedar)
Lineage: Eukaryota; Viridiplantae; Streptophyta; Pinopsida; Cupressales; Cupressaceae
Exons: 15
Coding region: 152-1744 (530 amino acids)
Biological process (GO): translational initiation
Cellular component (GO): cytosolic small ribosomal subunit
Molecular function (GO): mRNA binding; translation initiation factor activity; tRNA binding
Source: RefSeq, a predicted model, not a curated record